AUGGCCGAGGAUGUCUUAAACAAGCCCUGGCGGCCGAUGGCGUCUGGCCGCCUCACUCCAGACCAGGCCGUCCGGCUUCUCUACUUCAUGCACCCACUUUGCUUCCUCGUCGGGAUGUACGUAGGCGGUUUCGUGCCCUACGCAGUCUUGACGUUCUUUCACGUGUGGUACAAUGAGUUUGGGGCGGCCUCCAACGGAAUACUGAAAAACAUCUUCAACGGCGUCGGCAUCGGGUGCUUCUUCGCCGGGCCCCUCGAGGUCGCGACGCGCCACUCGGUCUUCUCGGGAAAUGCCGAGGGGGCAAUCUGGGUCGGACUCCUCAUGGCCGCGUUCGGCACGACCAGCCACGUACAGGACUUCCGGGACAUGGAAGGUGACAGGGCCGGCGGUCGGAGCACGAUCCCCCUCAUGAUGGACGAGAUGGCCGCCCGGGUUCUCGCGGUUGCGGGAGUGGGAUGCUGGACCGAGCUGACGUGUCGGUUUUGGCGCGCGGGAUGGCUGCAGAGGUCAGCACCGUGGGUCACCGGGGCCCUGCUGAUUGCGAAUCUGAUGUUGGACCGAACGAAUGCGGGAGACGUCCGAGCUUGGCAGCUGUGGUCUGUUUGGGUUUUGGCUCUGAUGUUGUUGCCGAUCUUUGCAGCUUGA
Molecule: messenger RNA, 645 nt
Organism: Diaporthe citri
Lineage: Eukaryota; Fungi; Ascomycota; Sordariomycetes; Diaporthales; Diaporthaceae
Exons: 1
Coding region: 1-645 (214 amino acids)
Cellular component (GO): membrane
Molecular function (GO): transferase activity, transferring alkyl or aryl (other than methyl) groups
Source: RefSeq, a predicted model, not a curated record